This is a messenger RNA of Thunnus maccoyii (southern bluefin tuna), 3130 nucleotides long. It is a transcript of the gene ankrd13c, whose product is annotated as ankyrin repeat domain 13C. Gene Ontology annotation, molecular function: protein binding. The record is from RefSeq and is a predicted model, not a curated record. Bases 325 to 1923 code for a protein of 532 amino acids. Gene Ontology annotation, cellular component: cytoplasm. The transcript has 13 exons. NCBI's taxonomy places the organism in Eukaryota, Metazoa, Chordata, Actinopteri, Scombriformes, Scombridae.
ACGAGGCGGAAGACAUCAGCCGAAUCUUCCGUACUACUCAACGGGAGCUGCUUAUGUUGUGCAGCAACGAGCGGCAGUUUGGGGCGAUAGGAGGAAAGUGAGCAGUUUGUUUUUGUAAUUAACCACUGAACGAGAGCUGGUAGUUGUUCGUCCAAGAACGAAGUGCCGUUUUUGCCUUGUCCGGUGGAGGAUUAAGUGUUUUUCAUGUUGUGCAAUUCCCAGUGUUUGCGUGAAGACUUCCAACUGGCGAAUCGCAUCAGUUCGCCCGGAGGGUCAUCGUCAGCGACGACACCCUCUGCUCCGGUAACGUCAGCUGUUUAGAAAAUGACCGGAGAGAAGGUCCGCUCCCUGCGCAAGGACCACAGGCCGAGCAAGGACGAGGAUUUACUGGAGCCGGACGAAGAGGCUGCAACCGGGACGUUCGCCGCCUCCAAGACGAACAACAAGAGCAGAGCGAGUAAAAUCUUCAGCAACCACAAGUUAAACAAGUCGGCAUCCACACAGCAGCAGCAGCAACAACAGCAACAACAGCAGCAGAACCAACAGUCGCAGAUUAAUGCCAACACGAACACACUGUCCACAUCGGAUGUCAUCGAUGACAACAACAAAAACCCCAUUAUCCGAACCGGGCAGGACUUUCCGGUACACGAAUGUGUGUUUAAAGGAGAUGUCCGACGCCUGUCUUCGCUCAUACGGACGCAGAAUAUCGCUCAGAAAGACGUCCAUGGAAACACACCGCUGCAUCUCGCUGUUAUGAUGGGGCACAAAGAGUGUGCCCAUCUGCUGCUGGCCCACAAUGCACCAGUGAAGGUGAAGAACGCUCAGGGAUGGAGCCCCCUUGCAGAGGCCAUUAGUUAUGGAGACCGACAGAUGAUCACGGCGCUGCUGAGGAAGCUUAAGCAACAGUCCAGGGAGAGUGUGGAGGACAAAAGGCCAAAGCUGCUGAAAGCCCUGAAAGAACUUGGAGACUUUUACUUGGAGCUUCACUGGGACUUCCAAAGUUGGGUGCCUUUGCUCUCCAGAAUCCUGCCUUCAGAUGCGUGUAAGAUCUACAAGCAGGGUCUCAACAUCAGGUUGGACACCACCCUCAUAGACUUCACGGAUAUGAAGUGUCAGCGUGGUGACCUCAGUUUCAUCUUCAACGGCAAUGCCAUCCCCUCCGAGUCUUUUGUUGUUUUGGACAAUGAACAGAAAGUCUACCAGCGGAUACACCACGAGGAGUCGGAGAUGGAGACAGAGGAGGAAGUGGACAUUCUGAUGAGCAGCGAUGUGUACUCAGCCACGCUCUCCACCAAGUCCAUUACCUUCUCCAGGGCACAGACUGGCUGGCUGUUCAGAGAGGACAAGACGGAGCGCGUGGGAAACUUUCUGGCAGAUUUCUACUCUGUGAAUGGCCUGAUGCUUGAGUCCAGGAAGAGACGGGAGCAUCUGAGCGAGGAGGACAUCUUGAGGAACAAAGCCAUCAUGGAGAGUCUGAGCAAAGGAGGAAACCUCAUUGAGCAAAACUUUGAGCCUGCAAGGAGGCAAUCUCUAACUCCCCCUUCACCAAACACUAUAUCCUGGGAAGAAUACAUCACUGCUGACAAUGGAAAAGCACCUCAUCUAGGAAGAGAGCUGGUCUGCAAAGAGAGCAAGAAGAACUUCAAAGCCACGAUAGCCAUGAGUCAAGACUUCCCUCUGGGCAUUGAAUCGUUAUUGAAUGUUCUGGAGGUGAUCGCACCCUUCAAGCACUUUAAUAAACUCAGGGAGUUUGUUCAGAUGAAGCUCCCCCCCGGCUUUCCUGUCAAACUCGACAUCCCUGUCUUUCCCACGAUCACAGCCACGGUGACAUUUCAGGAGUUUCGCUAUGAUGAGUUUGACGAAUCCAUUUUUACCAUUCCCAACGAUUACAAAGAAGACCCCAGCCGCUUCCCUGACCUUUAACCUCUCGAGAUGAAGAUCCAACAGGACGCAAAUGAGCAACAAGGCCACAUUAUGCUACAAAACAAACGUUUAAUGCAUAAGGAAAAACGGAGGGAAAAAACGGCAGUUUCUUGCCAGGUUAUGGAUUUACCCUGAAUACACACGUGACUAAGACGAUCAGAGCUGGUGAACAUGACAAAAAUGGCAGAGGUGUCAACAUCCCUUAGCAUUAAUUAAGUGUUUUGAAGAUUCUGAACGUCCCAUCGGUGAAAAGUCAUUGAAGUGAAAUGAGUGACGGCAGUCAGGGUGUAAGUGCAGAAAAGACAACCAGUUCAGCUGAUGCUAUGUAUUUAAGUAUGUAAGUAAUGUUCAUAAAGGGACUGUGUUUAACUGACCUGUAGUAAAGCACUGACAUUACUGUGUGAGGUGUUGCAGAGGAAUUCCUCUAAAACUUACUUUUUAGGUUCUUUUUCCUGAGUACAGACAUUUUCUGGAAAAAAAAAUCUCAAGGUGCAAAAGAUUUGAAGUCAGUAAGACAUAAAUUGUACAUAAUCGAACGUACACCUGUUAGACAGGUGUGUAGGAAUCAAUACUUUUUCACAGUUACUUAAAUUCUUUGACAUCAAAUUUAGAAAUGAUCCCUAAAAUGUACUCAGCACUGAUAAAAAGUCCUUUAAAAUGCACUAAACCGAAAAUCCGUUUUGGUAAAUGUUUUGUGAAUUUGCUGCUUUUGUAGAUGGAAAAACCUAAAAAUCAGUUUUCAUUGAAUUCCGCUUUAACUCUGCACAUUAUAAAAUCGUAUGAGUGUGUGUUUGUAAGUAUGAUUUUCAUGGGCAUGGAGUAGCAUCACUGAAAUUUUGGGCACUAUUUAGAUCCACUACAGCUACUCUACAUUCAGCCGAAUUCGUAGACACUCACUUUGUGAUAACUCAACCUUUAGUCCUACAUUUGAAAUAUUAUGGUUACUUUGAGGCAACGCUAUAAAUGCUGCAAAUUUGUAUGGUACCACAAAGUCCCUUUGUUUGUUCAAGUGUCCAAGCCUUUUGUUUCUUACUUCACCUUUGUAAACUGUGUAAAAAAACAACAAACUGUACAAUCCUGCUAAAAGAAGUGAAAACUCUGGAUUGUAUAGUGAGUAGAAGUUAGGGAAUUUGAAUGAUUACAACAUUCAUGCCAUUUUUACACAUAAUAAAAACCAGGCUUUUCCCCUGCACAGUAUGUAAAUACA